Rhagoletis zephyria (snowberry fruit fly) is the source of this 1050-nucleotide messenger RNA. Lineage: Eukaryota; Metazoa; Arthropoda; Insecta; Diptera; Tephritidae. The record is from RefSeq and is a predicted model, not a curated record.
AUAAUGCGUAAGGUGGCCAUCAUCGGCUCCGGCAACUGGGGCUCUGCUAUCGCCAAGAUCGUUGGCGCCAAUGCCGCUAAAUACCCGCACUUUGCGGAUGAAGUUCGCAUGUACGUCUACGAGGAAAUGGUGGAUGGUCGCAAGCUGAGUGAGAUUAUCAACACACAGCAUGAGAACGUCAAGUACCUGCCUGGACACAAGCUCCCGGUGAACAUUGUCGCCGACCCUGAUCUGCUCAGCGCCGCCCGUGACGCUGACAUUCUCAUCUUCGUUCUGCCGCACGCCUUUGUGCCGCGAAUCUGCAAGCCACUGAAGGAGGUGGUAAAGAAGGACGCCGUGGGCAUUUCCCUCAUCAAGGGCUUUGGUGAGCUGCCCAAUGGCGGCAUCGAGCUUAUUUCCGAUGUCAUCCGCCACAACCUAGGCAUCGAAAUGACCGUCCUCAUGGGCGCCAAUCUGGCCAACGAAGUCGCCGAGGGGCACUUCUGCGAGACCACCAUUGGCAGCAAGAGCGGCCCGAAUGGUGCCAUCCUCAAGACGCUCUUCCAGACUGACAACUUCCGCGUCACUGUGGUGCCUGAUGUGUACACUGUCGAAAUUUGUGGUGCUCUCAAGAACAUUGUCGCUUGCGCGGCCGGCUUUGCCGACGGCCUCGGCCUGGGCGACAACACCAAAGCGGCCAUCAUUCGCAUCGGUCUGAAGGAGAUGAUCCGCUUCUGCAAGACCUUCUUCGCCGACGGCCUCCAGGUGACCACCUUCUUCGAGUCGUGUGGCGUCGCCGACCUGAUCACCACCUGCUACGGCGGGCGCAACCGACGCGUCUCGGAGGCCUUUGUCAAGACGGGCAAGUCCAUCGAAGUGCUGGAGAAGGAGCUGCUCAACGGCCAGAAGCUUCAGGGAUACCAGACCUGUGAUGAGGUCGUCAAGAUGCUCACCGUAAACGGCCACCUUGAUCGAUUCCCUCUGUUUGUCGCCGUGGACAACAUCUACAAGGGACAGAUCCCUCCGAUGAAGCUCAUCGAGCGCAUCCGCAUGGAGCCCACUGACGACUGA